Messenger RNA from Amphibalanus amphitrite, 1206 nucleotides. Its product is annotated as protein ALP1-like. Bases 1 to 1206 code for a protein of 401 amino acids. Lineage: Eukaryota; Metazoa; Arthropoda; Thecostraca; Balanomorpha; Balanidae. The record is from RefSeq and is a predicted model, not a curated record. The transcript is spliced from 2 exons.
AUGGAUUCUGAGCCACCCAGCAACCCGUACGCACCCCAACUGGCCACCGCGUCACUUCGCCUCAAGCUGGCACUGAAGAGGGCACAGGAGAGACGCAGACCUCUGGCUCGGCGCAGGCUGUGGGUCAGCGACGUGCUGCAGCGCCGCGACGAGCUGGGCGAGUACGCCAAUUUAGUGCAGGAGCUUCGGCUCAACGACCCCCAGCGACACCUCCAAUACUUCAGACUCAACAAGGGGGCCUUCGAUCUGCUCCAAGCACGGAUUGAAGACGAAAUCACCCGGUCGACCACCACCUCCCGCCAGCCGGUCAGUGCACCGCAGCGCCUGGCGGUGACGCUCCGCUACCUGGCGUCGGGAGAGGAGUUCUCCGCUCUGGCGCCGAGCUACCGGCUCGGAGAGUCGACCACGCGCGCGGCGGUGUACACCUGUCGCGCCAUCGCACAUGAGCGGGAGUUCCGGGAGUGGUGGCAGUUCCCCAACUGUGUUGCUGCCAUCGACGGCAAGCACGUGACGAUUCGUGCGCCUCCCAACUCUGGUAGCGAGUAUUUCAACUACAAGCACCAGUUUUCGGUGGUGCUGAUGACCGCCGUGGACGCCAUGUAUAACUUUGCGUUUGUCGCGGUAGGGAGUGCGGGGAGGGAGAGUGACGGCUUCCGGAGCCUCCGACUGGCGCAGCGACUGGCGGACGGGAGCCUCGGGCUGCCACAGCCUUCCCCACUACCGGGCGGCCGAGAGGCGCUUCCGCACGUGCUCGUCGGAGACGAAGUGUUCCCCCUCCUGCCCAACCUGAUGCGGCCUUAUCCGGGACGAAGGGAAGGGCAGAUGGGCGACCGCGGCCGCGUCUUCAACUAUCGCCUAUCCCGCGCGCGCCGUGUCUCCGAAAAUGCCUUCAGAAUCUUGGCCCAGACGUGGAGGCUGCUCCUCCAUCCGCUGAACGUGGACCCAGAGCACGUCAAGCUGCUCGUUAUGACGGUCGUCAUCCUCCACAACUUCCGACGCAGCGAAGAUGCGAAGCGCGUUGAGAUGACGACCGAAAACGCCCCUGACGCAGUCGCACCGACCUCCGGGGCACACGAUGUGCCAGCUCUGGCGAGAAUGCCAAGCAGCAGCUCCCACAACCAUACCAGGGCAGCAGAGCAAGUACGCGAAACGUUCUGCCACUACUUUAGUUCCGAGGGCGCUGUUCCGUGGCAGGUCGGCCUUUAA